Messenger RNA from Aspergillus sclerotioniger CBS 115572, 2361 nucleotides. It is a transcript of the gene abaA, whose product is annotated as transcription factor AbaA. Bases 1 to 2361 code for a protein of 786 amino acids. NCBI's taxonomy places the organism in Eukaryota, Fungi, Ascomycota, Eurotiomycetes, Eurotiales, Aspergillaceae. The transcript has 3 exons. Gene Ontology annotation, molecular function: RNA polymerase II cis-regulatory region sequence-specific DNA binding; DNA-binding transcription factor activity, RNA polymerase II-specific. The record is from RefSeq and is a predicted model, not a curated record. Gene Ontology annotation, cellular component: transcription regulator complex. Gene Ontology annotation, biological process: regulation of transcription by RNA polymerase II.
AUGGCUCACUGGCAAACGGGGUGCAUUGUGCCUCAACACCAGUCGACUCUUGAGAGCCUAGGAGCCCAUACGGAUCGGGCCCUACAGAAUACCUCUGGGAACGUCCAAUCAUACUCCGACAACCUAGCAGACAGCGGCGCUGUUGGUCGUGACGACCAGCUGCAGCAGCUUGCGUUCAAGUACCCUCAACCCCCAGCUCCAACACAUCCAGUGCCCACCGUUCCCACCACCCUUCAGCCCCCUCAGAACCUCCGGCUUCAGAGCAAGAAGCUUCGCCGCUUGCAUUCGUUUGGGCCCAGCCUAAUCGGUCCUCGUAGCAGGCCCAGAAGCUAUCUCCGGUCUAACAAGUAUCUGGAGUACAGGUCCCGCCCUCGUCGGGACACUGGCAAAGAUGGGGAACCGGUAUGGUCGGACGAGCUUGAAGACGCGUUUCAACAAGCUCUCGAGGCGAAUCCGCCAAUGGGCAGACGGAAAUGGUCCGAACGAGGAAAGUCAUAUGGUCGAAAUGAGCUCAUUGCUGAAUUCAUCUUCAAGAAGACUGGUAAGCGAAGAACCAGAAAGCAAGUUUCCAGCCACCUGCAAGUCCUCGACUCGUUCCUCAAAGGGGACCCCGACUGGGAACGACUUGUACGUGAAGAGGCGGCCGUCCGCUCGAGCAACCAACAUCCGCCCGCUGGUCCAAGAUGGGGGCCUCCCAUGGAUCCUCCCUUGUCAAGUCAUUAUGGCAAUCACCUCCACCCCGCCUAUCAUGACCCUAUGAGACAGGCUUAUGCAGGCGAGCUGCCGCCGGCUCAUUUUUCCUUGAACCCAAGCUGGCACGACACCAACAUCAAUACCAUCCAAGGCCUUGGCUUUGGUAUGUGGGUAUGCGAUCCAGACAAGCACGAUCGUAUUGAGGAUGCGAGCCAUAUCUACAGCCGCCUCCAAGAUGACCAGCGCCACCCUGUCGCGCCAAUUUCCCUGAACGAAAUCAGAAACUGGCAAUCAUCCUUCCCAUACCUUAAUUCACUGAUGGCCAAUCCAAACUCUCCACUGGAUUGCGACAUUAUCCUAAUUGAAGCUAAUCUGAAACUAAUGGACGACUUCCCCGUCACCAACUCGAAGCUUGGAAUUCACAUGGAACUAGAUUUCGCCCAAGCGAAUGCAGCUGGUGUUCCCAUGCUCAAUGACUUGGAAAACUGGUCUUGCAAGACCUACAUGUACGAGAACGGCCAGGAAGUCUACCAGGGUCGUCAGGAUGUCGCGAGGCCGGUGCACACCACAACACACACCAAAGUGAAGCCUCUGUUUGAGUCCAAAUGGUGGGCCAUUCGCUUCACAAAGCUCACACAAGAUCAAAAACUGGCUGAGAGUGCUGGACACCAUGCCCCUGAGCAAGCCAGAGAGUUCCUCCGCAACCUGACUGUUGUCCAGGAGAUUCGGGCCACGGCACCCUACGGCUCGCGGCGGAUGUCCAACCCUUACUCAGGACACCCCGUGGAAGAAAAGAAGAGGGUGGCGAUCCUUCUCUGGAAAUUUCGACAGACGCUGCCCCGCGACGUCGUUGGCACCACUACUUGGCGCCGCGUGAUCCCAUCUGAGCGGAUCCCUCACAGCAGCCCGAAGACAGCCACUGGAAUUGAUCUUCCUCCCCCAUUGUCAUUGGCCGACUCCAUGUUGUUGAAUCGUCCCGGUCCUAGCGUUUACCAUCAGCCACAAUCUCACGAGCUGCUACACAACAAUGGUGUCUCUCAGGCCUCCUGGCCUUUGUAUUCGGCGGCCCAGGAGAGCGUUGCGCAGAUGUUCAACGCUCCUUAUGAUUUUCUGGGCCCGAUGAAGCAGGAGGAUCGUCUGGGUGAUAAGAUCGCCGUGACUUUGGGCCUGGAUGCUUUCCCAAACCUUCAACCACAUGACAUCAGCCAGCCGACCAGUCUCGGUGGUUCUAGUGGUGGAACGGCAAUGCUCAGCAUGCCCGAGGUUCCCCUGGCACAUUCCAACCACAGUCCAUACAGCCUUGAGCAUGAUGGCCACUAUCAGCCCUCGCUUGGGGUGAGUGUGCAUGACAACAGCGCCCUUUUGAACGGCAUGCUGGUGACAAGCGCACAGUCGAUCGACGAUAUGAGCCACAGUCAGGCAUCUUGGAUGCCAACCACCACCGCCAUGUCAGGAGACAUACCCGGCAGUCAUUACCCACACAUGGCCUACGCAUCUUCCGAUCACCACGUUGCGGUGCCUCGGGAGCCGAACCCAAGCCACAGCUACGAGUUCAUGCCGGAGGAGCUCGACAAGUGGCCGGGCAGUAUACCGGCGGAGAUGAAUGGGGGAGCGCAUGAGCAUGCGCACUCGGCUUAUACGGCGAGUAAUACGGUGCAGGCAGUUUAA